AUGUCUUCACGUCUGAACGAGUUCUUGACCAAUGAAGACAUACGCGAAGAGAUCGUUGCCAUGUUGUCCGACGAUUUGAAAGCAUACAGUUCGAUGCGUGUGUUGGACAGAUUCCUGACCGCAUGCUACUACGGCAUCUACAGCACACUACAGGCAUCUGCCACGAAAUUCAACGCCCAGUCAUUCCUGAAAUCUCGUGGCGAGUUUCAAGCCUCACCGAUUGAUUCCAUUAACGCAAGUGCCGCCGGUCAAAAAUGGAAAGAAUUCAUGCUGAAGACAUUCUUCCAAUCGAAAGCAGAACCUAAGGCCGAUGAUGUCAUCGCAGCGAUUCAACACCCCUUCAUUGUCGCAGAGUUUUGUAAAGAUGAGACGCGCCUGAGAAGGGCACGGGAGUCCAUGACCCCAGAGAUUAAAACUGGUAUGGUGCUAGACUUGAAAGUUGAUGGACACGGAACUGAUCGAAAACUAUAG
Messenger RNA from Dacryopinax primogenitus, 471 nucleotides. RefSeq lists its product as uncharacterized. The record is from RefSeq and is a predicted model, not a curated record. NCBI's taxonomy places the organism in Eukaryota, Fungi, Basidiomycota, Dacrymycetes, Dacrymycetales, Dacrymycetaceae. The transcript has 4 exons. The coding region runs from base 1 to 471 and encodes 156 amino acids.